This is a messenger RNA of Rhincodon typus (whale shark), 2083 nucleotides long. RefSeq names its product PRP18 pre-mRNA processing factor 18 homolog (yeast) (gene prpf18). The record is from RefSeq and is a predicted model, not a curated record. The transcript is spliced from 10 exons. Gene Ontology annotation, biological process: generation of catalytic spliceosome for second transesterification step; RNA splicing. Gene Ontology annotation, cellular component: U5 snRNP; U4/U6 x U5 tri-snRNP complex; U2-type post-spliceosomal complex. Lineage: Eukaryota; Metazoa; Chordata; Chondrichthyes; Orectolobiformes; Rhincodontidae. The coding region runs from base 9 to 1133 and encodes 374 amino acids.
AUGCAAACAUGUAUGAGACAACACAGUGUGGAGCUGGAGGAACACAGCAGGCCAGGCAGCAUCAGAGGAGCAGGAAAGUUGAUGUUUCGGAUCAGGACCCUUCUUCAGAAUUUCUGAAUCUCCACACUGUUGUCUAUGACUCCAGCAUCUGCAGUUCUUGCUAUCCUACAGGAGAAUCAAAAAAAUUCUUCAAACGUAGUGAACUUGCCAAGAAGGAAGAAGAGGUGUAUUUGGAAAGAUGUGGCUACAAGGUGCAAACAAAAACAAAUGAUGAAGAUGCUGAUUCUUCAAACCCGGUGCUUGAACUCGAGCUUGCAGAAGAGAAGUUACCAAUGACCCUUUCCAGGCAAGAGGUUAUCCGAAGGCUACGUGAAAGAGGAGAACCUAUUCGAUUGUUUGCUGAAACAGACUAUGAGGCCUUUCAACGUCUUCGAAAAAUAGAAAUCUUAACUCCUGAAAUUAAUAAGGGUUUGAGAAAUGACUUGAAAGCUGCUAUGGAUAAGAUAGACCAGCAGUACUUAAAUGAAAUUGUCGCUGGUCAGGAACAUGGUGAAGAGGAAGGACAGAAUGACCUGAAAGUUCAUGAAGAAAAUACAACAAUUGAGGAGCUGGAGGCCUUGGGUGAGUCUUUGGGCCAGGGUGAUGACUGUAAAGACAUGGAUACCAUAACCAAAGUCCUAAGGUUUCUUCUUGAUGUUUGGGCAAAAGACCUGAAUGCCAGGGAGGAUUAUUUAAAGUGCAGUGUUCAGGGUAAACUUGCUGGAGCCACCCACAAGCAGACUGAAUCUUACUUGAAACCUCUCUUCAGGAAACUUCGGAAGAAGACCCUGUCCCAGGACAUCAAAGAAUCCAUAACCGAUAUCAUCAAAUUCAUGUUACAAAGGGAAUACGUUAAGGCAAAUGAUGCUUACCUUCAGAUGGCCAUUGGCAAUGCUCCAUGGCCUAUUGGAGUUACCAUGGUUGGUAUCCAUGCCCGUACAGGUCGUGAAAAAAUCUUUUCCAAACACGUGGCACAUGUAUUGAAUGAUGAAACACAGCGGAAAUACAUCCAGGGCUUGAAAAGGUUGAUGACCAUCUGCCAAAAGCAUUUUCCAACAGAUCCAUCAAAGUGUGUGGAGUACAAUGCUCUUUAACUAGCUAGCUUUUGAAUGGAACAUUUUCUAUAUUAUUACUGGAUUGAACGGUUAAGAGUCAGGCCUAUCGGGAGCUUCAAAGAAGAAUUUGUGGGGACUGUGCAAGUAUUUCGAACAUCAAUGAAAUGUUCUUCAGAAAAGCACAAGCAUUAAAGCUGCAUGACCCCACAGUUGUGUUUGCUUAGUAUUAAGUAACUUAUAAGCAUCUGCAUCCAAUUGUUUUUAAUUACCCUUCUGGUAAUUCAAACCCAUUUUUUGAUAAUUAAGUCUUGUGAAUAGAAAUAUGCUCAGUCUUUGGGAAAAUACUUUGAAUUCAAGAUUGUAUUCACACAAUACUUUUAAAUAAAAUGUAGGCUUAUUGAAUAUUUUCUGUCAUUGCUUUGGUGGUUUUGUCUGAAUCAUCUGUAAAUUAUUGUAACCUGAGUUCUGAACUCAAUGUAAUUUCAGCCAUUCUUACUGGCCAUUAAUUCAUGAGAAUUACAUUGUAUGUUUUGCCCAGGUACUUGUCAUUUUCGUGAGAUCAACAAAUAAUUGCAUUUUCUUUAGCAGUUGAAGACACUAUUGACCUACAUUUGUUGUGCAUCACUAAUUGUGAACUGCUCCAUGUUACAUCCAAAUGCAUUUGAGGCAGACUGCCCAUCCUAAAUGUGAAUUGGUAUUUUGGACAUUCUUCAAGCUGCUGUUAUACCAAAUCAUCUUGCUGUGUGUUAUCAUGUCAUGCUUUUGUUCCUUCCAUCACUUUAGGCUGCAGAGUUUAAAUUGUUUUCGUUUUGUAAAAAUACUGUGUAAAUGCUUCUGUGUUCAUGCUGUCUCAUCUUGGUUGUAACUUAACAACUGAAACCUGAUGCUGUAAAUAAGGACUUUCUCUUGGAUAUCUAUUUUUGAUAUCUCAUGAGUACUGUAUAUACCUGAAAUGGUUAAGCUUGCAAUAAAUGCUCCUUUUAAAUUUU